Molecule: messenger RNA, 1767 nt
Organism: Schizophyllum commune H4-8
Lineage: Eukaryota; Fungi; Basidiomycota; Agaricomycetes; Agaricales; Schizophyllaceae
Exons: 4
Coding region: 1-1767 (588 amino acids)
Source: RefSeq, a predicted model, not a curated record
AUGUUGGGCGGCGACACCGUCCACCCACCAACAGAUACGGAGACGACACCAAACUUGGCCCGGUUUCGCGAGGCUCUUUCGGCAGAAUGCGACAAUCCCAACCAGGUCGUAGAAAGCUUCUUCCACAUCCCACUUGUCCACCAGGUCCUCGAAAUUCUGGUCACCACGGCAUGCGCGAGCAUCGAACGGGAAUACGAUGCAGGCCCCGACAUCGAGUGGGCGGUGGAAGCCUACACGGACAUGCUCGUGUUCGCACACGAAAGGGGCUCGCAUGCGUGCGUCGGCGAGGUCUUAGAGUUCUUCAACGCCUUCUGGGAAUGCGUGUUGUCUCUAUGCUCCGGUAGGGGCCUCUUGAAUCUAGGAAUGCUGGUGGCGACAGAAUCCGCCCUGGUGCAAGCCGGCGCCGUUGGGGCGACUUACACAGAAAUGCAUCGAUUCUGUCGCAAGAUUGCUGAACGCCUCAACGCCGUGAUGAGCGUCCCUCGAGGGCGCGAAGCCGGCAUGUUGAAAGGCCACUUUCUCCUGGUCUGCUUUCUUGCCCUCGCCCACUCGGCUAAUAGCCCAGAACUGUCGCACGCUCUUCCACUUCACACCCUGGUCGAUAAUCUCUUCGCGCUCUUCCAGCAGGAUAUAUACAAAUCCAAAUUCACCGACGAUCUCGCCGGCUUUGAGGACGCAAAUCCAGGCUCCCUUCUGUGUUUCUUUCUCCGCGGCUCCAGGUCGCUUUUCGACGCGCCGCCCAGGCAUAGAUCCUGGUCGACAACGCUCUCUGCCUACUUCGCCUUCAGCAAGCACAUGUGCGCCUCCGAGACUGUGUUCAAUAAGUUCCGCACCACCAGGGGCAUCCGUUUUGUGGUCGACCUUCUCGCCCGCGCCUUUGAGGGGUCACCGAUGUCAGUCAGCGCAUCUGAUUGCCACAACCUCAUCGUGUUCUGGAUGCCCCACUUGACGCCCCUCACUGUGCAUGGUAAUUCGAACAAGUCGACGCUCGACGCCAUACGCAUAGGCGUACUCCCUAUCCUUGCCACGAUCGUCGCCGGAGACAGAAACGCCCGGCCGGGAUCCUCUGACUUAAUCAAAUACCGGCAAUACCGUGGAUACUUCAAUACCUACCUCCUUGACGCUCUGAUCCCGGCGCUCGUCUGGCCAGACACCUUGCUUGCCAUACGGAAAAUGGGCGGGAAGCUUCACCCGGAGAGGUGGGACAUUUCAUACAUGCUUGACUACUGGCCGGAGUACGUAGGGUUCACCUUUCGCGACAUCAAGUAUUAUCGUAUCCUGAAGAGGACGAAGAAAUGGGUCCGCAAGGUCACCGAGCGUUGCCACAACCCCAAGUGCCCUCGGCCCGUUAACGCAUACCACGCCAAAAUCUGCGCUUGCGUACAAGUGGCAUACUGUUCCAAGCCCUGUCAGCGGGCGCAUUGGCAGGACCAUCAUCGCGUCGAGUGCACCCGAGGUCUGAAUGCGCGCGAAUCCCGAAAUGUGUUGUCCGAGUCCGCAGCACUCUGUCCUUUGGAAACAACCUACUUCGAGCGGUACUUCAUCAGACAAUGCAUCGGCGACCCAACGAUUACACCGCAGCCUCCGCCUUUGGCCUCGGAAGAGCAUGGCCACCGCAGAUCGUGGCUGUUGGACCUCUCUGUCAGGCCGGCGUCGAUGGACCCGACAUGGAUCCAAUUUGACGAUCCGCUCCCAGCAGUAGAAAAUCACAUACGGCGUUACGUGCGCGUGCGGAAGGGUGCUACAACCGGACUCAUCCUCGUGUAA